AUGUCUCUUCCCACACGCAAGAUUGGCCAGCACGUCGUCUCCGCCGUUGGUUAUGGUUGCAUGGGCCUAUCCGCGUUCUACGGUACCCCUCUUCCUGACGAGGAGGGAUUGAAGGUCCUCGAUGCAGUCUACGAGAACGGCUGCACGAUGUGGGACACCGCUGACGUAUAUGCGGACAAUGAAGAGCUGCUUGGAAAAUGGUUCAAGCGCACCGGAAAGCGCAAUGAAAUCUUCCUUGCAACAAAAUUCGGACUGCGCUCCGGCGUGCCCAAUCGCCUUGUGAACGGCGAUCCCGAAUACGUUCAUCAGGCGUUCAACACGUCUUUGAGUCGGUUGGGUGUAGACUCUAUUGAGUUAUAUUAUCUGCACCGGGCGGAUCCCCAAGUACCUAUCGAAAAGACUGUUGGAGCAAUGGCGGAACUUGUCAAAGCUGGAAAAGUGAAGUAUCUCGGCCUGUCAGAAUGCUCGGCUGAUACUUUGCGACGUGCAAACGCCGUUCACCCAAUCACCGCCAUUCAAGUCGAAUACUCGCCCUUCACGCUCGAUAUCGAGGAUGAGAAGAUUGCGUUAUUAAAAACCGCCCGCGAAUUGGGUGUGACGAUCGUCGCUUACUCGCCUCUGGGACGUGGGCUACUCACGGGCCAAUACAAAUCGCCUGACGACUUUGAGGAGGGAGACUUUCGACGCGGAGUCCCUCGCUACUCGCGCGACAACUUCCCAAACAUUCUGAAGCUCGUCGACGGACUCAAGCAGAUUGGCGCGCGUCACAAUGCAACUGCUGGACAAGUCGCACUCGCAUGGCUCCUCGCACAAGGCCCAGACGUCAUCCCUAUCCCUGGGACGACCAACGUUGCGCGUCUGAAGGAGAAUCUAGGCGCAGCGAAGGUGACGCUGACGCCUGAAGAAUUGGAAGAAGUGCGCAAAAUUGCGAACAGCGCAGACCACGCGAAGGGCGACAGGUAUCCGCCUCAGCUUGCGGCGGUCUUGUUUGCGGACACGCCUCGCUUGGAGUAA
Molecule: messenger RNA, 1014 nt
Organism: Fibroporia radiculosa
Lineage: Eukaryota; Fungi; Basidiomycota; Agaricomycetes; Polyporales; Fibroporiaceae
Exons: 8
Coding region: 1-1014 (337 amino acids)
Cellular component (GO): cytoplasm
Source: RefSeq, a predicted model, not a curated record